Molecule: messenger RNA, 1944 nt
Organism: Sphenostylis stenocarpa
Lineage: Eukaryota; Viridiplantae; Streptophyta; Magnoliopsida; Fabales; Fabaceae
Source: the annotation of a GenBank genome assembly
AUGUCCCUUGCAUCAUUUCUGCUUAUCUUCAUUUUUUAUUGUGCUCUUCCUGCUCUAGCUGAUCCAAGAGCCACAGAGGUCGCAGUGAUGUGCACCAACACAACAGCACCACUGCUUCAACGACAAGCUUUCUUGACAAAUUUCUAUGAUGCCAUAGAAUCCUUAACCGAUUUGAUUACAAGCCAAAGAUAUGCACUAGUUGUUAAAGGGACUACUCAAAAUGAAUCUGUCUAUGCUUUUGGUGAGUGCAUGAAAGAUCUUUCCAAACCAGAUUGUGACGUCUGCUUUGCACAGUGCAAGACACAAGUCCAUAGGUGUUCUCCGUUUCAGAGAGGCACUAAAGGGGGCAUGUUUUUCUUUGAUGGGUGCUAUCUUAGGUAUGAUGGCUAUAACUUCUUCAAUGAGAGUCUCAGUCCCAGGGACAGGACUGUUUGUGGAACCGAAGAUUUUAGUGGGAAUUGGAGUGUGUUUAAGGCCAAUACCGUGGAGUUCGUGAGAAAUUUGAGCAUUCAAGCACCAAAGAAUGAAGGGUUCUCUGUGGGGUUUGUGAGAAGAAGUAAUGUGACUAUUUAUGGGUUGGCUCAAUGCUGGAAGUUUGUGAAUGGCAGUUCCUGUCAGAAUUGCUUGGCUGAAGCUAUCACUAGGAUUGAUUCAUGUGCUCCAAAACAAGAAGGGAAGGCAUUAAAUGCAGGGUGUUACUUGAGGUAUUCCACACACAAUUUCUAUAAUAGUUCAAACAACACAGCCCCUCAAGAACAUCAAGGGGACAAAAAAAUUGCUAUAAUUGUGGCAGCGUCAUCUGCUUCCUUGGCUCUUCUGCUGAUUGUUGCAACUGUGAUUUUCCUUGUGUGGACAAAUUUACUAAAGCGGAGGAGAGAAAGAAGACAAGUUGGUGUACUUUUGAACACAGUAAUCAAUUCCAAACUAAAUAUGCCGUAUGAACUUCUUGAAAAAGCCACAGAUUACUUCAGUGAUUCCAAUAAGCUAGGAGAAGGGGGAUCAGGAUCAGUUUAUAAGGGAGCUCUGCCAGAUGGAACUACCGUGGCUGUAAAAAGACUUACUUUUAACACAUCACAAUGGGCAGAUCAUUUUUUCAAUGAGGUCAAUUUGAUCAGUGGCAUUCAUCACAAAAAUCUAGUGAAGCUUUUGGGGUGCAGCAUUACAGGACCUGAAAGCCUCCUUGUUUAUGAAUUUGUGCCUAAUCAUAGCCUCUAUGAUCACCUAUCUGGUAGAAGGAAUUCUCAGCAGUUGACAUGGGAAGUCAGGCACAAAAUCAUAUUGGGAACCGCAGAGGGCUUGGCCUAUCUUCAUGAGGAAUCACAGAGAAUCAUUCAUAGAGAUAUAAAAUUAGGGAACAUUCUCAUUGAUGAUAACUUCACACCCAAGAUUGCUGAUUUUGGACUUGCCAGAUUAUUUCCAGAAGACAAGUCUCACCUUAGCACAGCCAUUUGUGGCACACUGGGUUAUAUGGCUCCAGAAUAUGUAGUUCUAGGGAAGCUAACUGAGAAGGCAGAUGUCUACAGUUUUGGAGUUCUACUGAUGGAAAUUAUAUCUGGCAAAAGGAGCAAAUCCUUCAUUCAAAAUUCAUAUUCUAUCCUACACACGGUUUGGAGCCUUUAUGGAUCAAACAAACUAUGUGACAUUGUUGAUCCAAUCCUAGAGGGAAAUUAUCCGGCGGAGGAAGCAUGCAAACUCCUUAAGAUAGGGUUGCUCUGUGCACAAGCAUCUGCAGAACUUAGACCACCAAUGUCAGUAGUUGUGAAAAUGAUUAAAAACAAUCAUGAAAUUACUCAGCCAACACAACCCCCCUUUCUUAAUUGCAGUAGUGCAGAAUUCAGCAAAUCUAUUUUACCGGAAGACAGUUUUCAGCCUAGAUCCUACCCUCAAUCUUCAGAGGAAAGCAUGACAGAAGGCCUGAUUCAGCAUAAAUGGGUUACAAUAUAA